This is a messenger RNA of Ostertagia ostertagi, 315 nucleotides long. NCBI's taxonomy places the organism in Eukaryota, Metazoa, Nematoda, Chromadorea, Rhabditida, Trichostrongylidae. The record is from the annotation of a GenBank genome assembly.
AUGGAACUCUCGCUUGAACAAAAACGUCUGCUUAUGCUGUAUGAGUUCAAGCUCGGCUCAAGUGCCGCCGAGGCUGCUCGUCGCAUCAACAGAGCUUUUGGCGACGGAACGGUUGGAAGAAGGACUGUGUCGGGGUGGUACGAAGAAUUCAGGAAUGGCAAUGAAGACUUGACUCACAAACGAGGAUCCGUGCAUUCACCAAAAAUCCUUCGCGAAGCCGUACUUGAAGCCAUCGAAGAGGCUUUGGUGGACAUGUCAAUUGCAGAGAAAAAAGAAGAAAAAGUCAAAAUCGAUGGAGAUGCCACUAUUGAUUAG